Molecule: messenger RNA, 1129 nt
Organism: Rhagoletis zephyria (snowberry fruit fly)
Lineage: Eukaryota; Metazoa; Arthropoda; Insecta; Diptera; Tephritidae
Gene: scu
Product: hydroxysteroid 17-beta dehydrogenase 10
Biological process (GO): estrogen metabolic process; fatty acid metabolic process; androgen metabolic process
Cellular component (GO): mitochondrion
Molecular function (GO): estradiol 17-beta-dehydrogenase [NAD(P)+] activity
Source: RefSeq, a predicted model, not a curated record
UUCAGCACAUCACUAUGGCCAAUUGGAUUUGAUUAGAUUCAUUGUCUAUCUGAAGCAACCGGUGUUUUUCCAGAAUUUUAUUUCUUAUAAAUAGUACUUGUUAUUAAACGAAAAUAUUCAUUAUUAAUAUUAACAAAGCCCAAGCAACAUGAUCAAGAACGCUGUAUCUUUGGUAACUGGUGGCGCUUCUGGCUUAGGACGCGCCACAGUUGAACGGCUGGCUCGUCAAGGUGCUCGUGUUGUACUGGCCGAUUUAAGCAGCUCCAAAGGCAGUGAGGCGGCACGAGAAAUAGGUGAUAAUGUGAUUUUUGCACCAGUCGAUGUGACCUCGGAAAAAGAUGUGCAAGCAGCAGUGCAAACUGCCAAAGAGAAGUUUGGACGCCUUGAUUUAAUUGUUAAUUGUGCUGGCACAGCUACUGCUAUAAAAACCUAUAACUUUAACAAGAAUGUCGCUCAUCGUUUGGAUGACUUCACUCGUGUCAUCAUGGUCAACACAGUUGGCACUUUCAACGUUAUUCGUCUUGGUGCAGGUGUAAUGGGUGCCAAUGAACCGAACAAGGAUGGUCAACGUGGAGUCAUUGUAAACACCGCAUCCGUAGCUGCUUUCGAUGGUCAAAUUGGACAGGCCGCAUACUCGGCCUCUAAGUCUGCUGUUGUUGGCAUGACUCUUCCUAUUGCGCGCGAUCUAAGCACACAAGGCAUUCGUGUGUGCACCAUAGCUCCUGGUCUAUUCAAUACACCUAUGUUGAUGGCUUUGCCCGAAAAGGUGCGUGCAUUCUUGGCCAAAUCAAUUCCGUUUCCGCAACGUUUGGGUGACCCAUCCGAAUAUGCUCACUUAGUGCAGGCGAUCUACGAAAAUCCAUUGCUGAACGGUGAAACCAUUCGUCUCGAUGGUGCUCUUCGCAUGCAGCCUUAAAUGUUGGAGUUUGUAUCCUAAUCCCUUAAUUUCGUGGGAUAAAUUAUUGCAUUUAAUAUGAACGAAAUUUUUGUAAAUCUAGGCAUUAAGAUGGAUAUUACAUACUAAAAAGUCGAAAAGCUCGAUUUCAAAUUUGUUAAAACGAGUAUAAAGUGAGUUUUUCUAUAUACUUUUUAUAAAAAAAAAUAAAUGAAAAUACAUACAUACAUAAAA